Scomber japonicus (chub mackerel) is the source of this 1542-nucleotide messenger RNA. RefSeq lists its product as uncharacterized. The transcript has 2 exons. The coding region runs from base 1 to 1542 and encodes 513 amino acids. Lineage: Eukaryota; Metazoa; Chordata; Actinopteri; Scombriformes; Scombridae. The record is from RefSeq and is a predicted model, not a curated record.
AUGGCUGCAGUGGGACCUGCCGACAGGUGUGUCUACCUGUUGAUGAGCAGCACCUGUCCUCCACCUGUCCUCCACCUGUCCAACACCUGCCCUCCACCUGUCCCCUACACCUGUCCAACACCUGUCCUCCACCUGUCCCCUACACCUGUCUUCCACCUGUCCUCCACCUACAGAGGAGCACCUGUCCCCUACACCUGUCCUAAACCUGUACUCCACCUGUCCCCUACACCUGUCCAACACCUCUCCUCCACCUGUCCAACACCUGUCUUCCACCUGUCCUACACCUGUCCAGCACCUGUCCUCCACCUGUCCAACACCUGUCUUCCACCUGUCCAGACAGAGGAGCACCUGUCCCCUACACCUGUCCUAAACCUGUACUCCACCUGUCCCCUACACCUGUCCAACACCUCUCCUCCACCUGUCCAAUACCUGUCCCCUACACCUGUGAAACACCUGUCCAACACCUGUCCAGCACUUGUCCUACACCUGUCCCCUACACCUCCACCUGUCCUCCACCUGUCUUCCACCUGUCCAGCACCUGUCUUCCACCUGUCCCCUACACCUGUCCAACACCUGUCCUACACCUGUCCCCUACACCUGUCCAACACCUGUCUUCCACCUGUCCUCAACCUGUCCAGCACCUGUCCUCCACCUGUCCAGACAGAGGAGCACCUGUCCAACACCUGUCCUACACCUGUCCCCUACACCUGUCCAACACCUGUCCAACACCUGUCCUCCACCUGUCCCCUACACCUGUCUUCCACCUGUCCAGCACCUGUCCUCCACCUGUCCCCUACACCUGUCUUCCACCUGUCCAGCACCUGUCCUACACCUGUCCAGCACCUGUCCAACACCUGUCUUCCACCUGUCCUCAACCUGUCCAGCACCUGUCCCCAACACCUGUCCAACACCUGUCCAACACCUGUCCAACACCUGUCCUCAACCUGUCCAGCACCUGUCCUCCACCUGUCCAACACCUGUCUUCCACCUGUCCAGACAGAGGAGCACCUGUCCUACACCUGUCCUAAACCUGUACUCCACCUGUCCCCUACACCUGUCCAACACCUCUCCUCCACCUGUCCAACACCUGUCUUCUACCUGUCCUCCACCUGUCCCCUACACCUCCACCUGUCCAACACCUGUCCAACACCUGUCCUCCACCUGUCUUCCACCUGUCUUCCACCUGUCCAGCACCUGUCUUCCACCUGUCCAGACAGAGGAGCACCUGUCCCCUACACCUGUCCUAAACCUGUACUCCACCUGUCCCCUACACCUGUCCAACACCUCUCCUCCACCUGUCCAACACCUGUCCCCUACACCUGUCCCCUACACCUGUCCAACACCUCUCCUCCACCUGUCCAACACCUGUCCAGCACCUGUCCAGCACCUGUCCUCCACCUGUCUUCCACCUGUCCCCUACACCUGUCCUACACCUGUCCAACACCUGUCCCCUACACCUGUCUUCCACCUGUCCAAUACCUGUCCCCUACACCUGUCCAACACCUGUCCUCCACCUGUCCUCCACCUGUCCUCCUUUGUUAG